Molecule: messenger RNA, 474 nt
Organism: Drosophila sechellia
Lineage: Eukaryota; Metazoa; Arthropoda; Insecta; Diptera; Drosophilidae
Gene: Cpr47Eg
Product: Cuticular protein 47Eg
Exons: 2
Coding region: 92-445 (117 amino acids)
Cellular component (GO): chitin-based extracellular matrix
Molecular function (GO): structural constituent of chitin-based larval cuticle
Source: RefSeq, a predicted model, not a curated record
AGAGGUAAGCUGAGCAUCAGUAUCAUAUAAAAAGCGGACAGAAGUUCCAGUUCGAUAUCAGUAAGCCUUCUCAAGUCUUUCAACAAUCAACAUGAAGUUCUUCAUUGCUUUCGCCUGUCUGUUGGCCGUCGCCGUCGCCAACGAAGAUGCCAAUAUUCUCCGUGCCGAGCAGGAAGUGAAUGUGGACAACUUUAAGUACGCUCUUGAGCUGGACAACUCUGUCAAUGUGCAGCAGAAGGGUGACCUUAACGGCGAAGAGUGGGUGGUGUCGGGAACCCAGUCGUGGACAUCUCCCGAAGGUGUGCCAGUAAGCAUCCAAUAUGUCGCCGAUGCCAACGGUUACAAUGUGGUGUCUGCCAACCCUCCUCUGCCCACCCCACCCCCAAUUCCAGAGGCCAUCCAGCGUUCUCUGGAGUACAUCCGCGCCCACCCCCCCAAGGAAUAAAUAAUGUUAAAUAAAUGUGUUGAACUUUA